Hansenula anomala is the source of this 2658-nucleotide messenger RNA. RefSeq lists its product as uncharacterized. The record is from RefSeq and is a predicted model, not a curated record. Gene Ontology annotation, cellular component: cytoplasm. The transcript has a single exon. Lineage: Eukaryota; Fungi; Ascomycota; Saccharomycetes; Phaffomycetales; Wickerhamomycetaceae. Gene Ontology annotation, molecular function: enzyme inhibitor activity; phosphatase regulator activity; protein binding. Bases 1 to 2658 code for a protein of 885 amino acids.
AUGAACUCGCCAUUUGAUCCAUCAUAUGAAACUUCAAGAGAAAUUUUGUCGCAGUUGAAAUUCGGUAGUGAUACCCCAGCUCAAUUCGAGACUGAAUUACCAAAAGAAUACCUUGAAGCUGAUCCAAACUCAUUACCUUAUAAAAUGGAAAUCAAAGAGCUACCAACUUAUUCAAGAGUUGAAACCCAAAUCAAGUUGGAUCUAUCCAUAUCUCCACCACCUCCACAAUUCUUGGUUCAUUUGCCAGCUGAUACCAUUGCUAAACAGAAAUUAUGCUUGAAAUCUGAGUUAAGUAACGAAGUCAAAGAAAAUAUGUUGUUUUUGGAUACUUAUGUUUUGACCGCUACUUCUCAAAAAUCUUGUAACAUUUGUGCAAGAUGUGUUAAAAGGGAACAAAAAAGAGCUUCAAGAAGAAAAUCAGGUGUUAGCGAUAACUUGAAUUGGGGUACAAACACUUCUAAACGUGCUGUGAUUUUCAAUUGUAAAGAAGUUAUUUCAUUUCCACCAGCUGUUCAAAAUACAAACACCAAAGACCUUGAAAUUUCAGCUAGAAUUGUUUGUUAUUGCAGACAUCAUCAAGAAUCAAAAGGUUUCAAAUUACUAUUCAUCUUGAAAGAUUCAAAAGAGAACAUUUUAGCUAAACAUGUUUCAAGUUCAAUAAUGAUUAUGGAUAGAAAGAAAACUUUGGAUGAUAACAACACAUCUGCCAAUGAAGCCUCAAAUUCAGUGACGACUGGAACUGUUAAUAACAGUAAUAAUAAUAGUGAUACCAAUCUGAAUAUCCGUUUGAAUGGUCAACCUUUAUCACCAACUUCCAUAGAGGAAGAUAGUUCAGAACCCCAUACAACAGACUCCAGAGUCUUCAAAAGAAAGAGAACUUGGUCUCCAGAACUUUCAGAUGGAUUCAGCAUUGCACCUUCCAGAAAGCCAUCAUAUACUACUAAUGGUGGUGCUGGUGUUAAAAGAGAACCUGUUUCACCAGCUUCUCAAUUAUCAACUAUUGACCAAGGUUUAGCUUCUUCGUCUUCAGCUGCUAUAAAUGGUGGAGCGCAUUCAGUAUCUAGUACAUUACCAACAAUUCAAAGAAUCAUUCCCUCUCAAGGUCCUUUAAGAGGUGGUGUUGAAGUUACAUUACUUGGUUCGAAUUUUAGACAAGGACUUACUGUUAAGUUUGGUAUCAACAAAGCUCUUUCAACACAUUGCUGGAGUGACUCAACUAUUGUUACUUAUUUACCACCAGCUUCACAACCGGGUCAAGUUAUUGUUUCAUUUGAAGAAAAUAGUACUCAACAAGAACUAUCACCAAACAAGAGUUCUGAUAAUUUGAAUACUGCUAUUUUCACUUAUCUUGAUGAUAGUGAUAGACAAUUGAUUGAAUUAGCUUUACAAAUUGUCGGUUUGAAAAUGAAUGGUAAAUUAGAAGAUGCUAGAAACAUUGCAAGAAAAAUCAUUGGCUCAGAUGCCAAUGCAUCUAAUGGUGGUGGCUCUAAUGGCUCAGAAACUUCAAAUGUCAACGUUAACGGUAAUUCAUUCAAUAAUUUACAAUCAUACACUGAUGAAGAGCUGGUUUUACAAGUGAUUAACCUAUUACCAAGUAAUCCAAACUGGUCAUUAUGCACACAAGAGGGCCAAACAUUACUACAUUUGUCAUGUUUGAAAGGUUAUUACAAAUUAGUUUCCUUGUUAAUUAGAAAAGGUGCAAGAGUUGAUUCUAGAGAUGUUAAUGGUUUCACUCCUUUGCAUUUUGCAAGUUUGGCUGGUGACAGAAGUUCAAUUGAACUGUUGAUUAAUUGUAAGGCAAAUCUUUCUGCAAAAUCAAACAACGGAUCAACUCCUGAAGAUGUUGCAGACUCCAAUGUCCUGGAUCUAUUUAAGUAUCAUAGCUCAAUGAUGCAAAGAAAAUUUUCAAACUCUUCAAUCUCAUCUUCAAUCUUUUCAAUUGAUGAUGAUCAAUUAGAUUUCCAUAGUGGUGCUCAUGUUUCAAGAUUGGUUAAUGAUCAUCUAACAGACCAUAGUUUGGAGAGUGAUGAUUACGAUUCAGAGUCUGUUGAAGCUGGUGAUGAAGAAAGUGAUGAUGUUGAUUAUUCUGGUGAAGACGCUGACUAUGAAGAUGAUGAAGAUGACAGUAUCGAAGCUAUUGACUUGCAAAGAAGAAGUACUGUUGGUUCUUCCUCUAGUCUUACACAACCUACUGAUGUUUCAUUGUGGAAUAAAGUUAGAAAUGUUUUCAACAACACCAAUUCAUCAGAUACUGAAGACUUACCAAAAUAUGAUGAUUUGUACCCAUCAUCAACAAAACAUUUCACUAUUCCAAAAUUAAGAUUUACGAAUUCACAAACCGAUUCAACAGCUCAAAGUUCAAACAAUUCAUCAGAUGAAAGUGAAGAUAUUUUUAUCAAAUUUUUCCAUCAACGUAAGAAUGUUCAAAAUGAUAAGAUGUUGUUGUUCUUUUGGUUACCUUUGUUGAUUUUGAUCAUUUCAUUCUUUAUUUUGAUAAAUUCAGGUUGGACUUUCAGUUGGAACGAUCAGUUCCAACAAUUUGUUAGAAGUGGGUUAGGUAAAGUCAUGCUUGGUAAUGAACGUGUGAAAGUUGCUUUUAAUAGACAUUUCAGUCAAAUGAAUGAAGCAGUCACGAGUGUUAUAAACGUUAAUAAUUGA